AUGGAUACCCUAGAUGUGGAUGUUGUAGUCACGGGUACCGGGAUCACAGGAGCAAUUGUUGCAGCCUGCCUGGCGUACACCGGUCGUAAGGUCCUGCAGAUAGAUAAAAACCAAUGUUAUGGCCAAGCAAAUCGCACACUGUCGAUCAAGCAACUUCUCGAAGCACCAGAGGUCAAAUGUCUAAAUACAAAGGACGACUUGAAAACACAGUUCAAUAUAAUUAUUGGUAACCAUGAUGACGAAAUUUUGGAAAAUCAACAAGUCAAGGCACAUGAUAGCCAAAGAUUGACAAAAGAAACAAAAUUUAAACGACUAAUGGAACUUAUGAAUAUUAUGUACAACAAAGUAGACACAGAUCCGGCAAUAGUUUGUGAAUUUACCCCGUUCACACAACAGGGAACUAAUGCUAUACAAGCAUUAGACCAUUUCUGUGCUGAAAGUAGUAAAUACGCAUUGGAUGUCUGGCCGAAAAUGAUAUUUGGACGUAGUGCAGAGGUAGAUAUGCUACUGAACUCAGGAGGACAUAGCUAUAUACAUUUCACAGAAACAAAUGGACCAAUACUCUAUGGACAUGAACCAGCACUGGAGAGUGAUGGGAUUACAUUACAAGAUGCACCAAAUAACAGAAAUGCCAUAUGUAGGUCAAAACUACUAUCACCACUCGAAAAGAGAACUUUGAUGCAAAUGCUAACAAACUUAACCGCUGGACAAUGUAUCACACGAUUCGAGUCAUUGGCACUCAAAGGAUCCACAAAGUCAAACGCAAACAAAAAUAACGAAAAUGCUGAUAACAUAACAGACCCGGAUACAAACUGGUUAGAGUUCCUCAACGCAAAUGGAUGUACGCAGAACACUGUGGAACUAUUGAGUCAUGGUAUAUGUCUAGGAGGUGCAGAUGUAAAAACAUGGACAAAAAGAGAAGGACUACAACGUCUACUCAAAUAUGCUCAAUCUAUAGGCAUCUAUGGACAAUCAGAAUCGCCAUUUAUAUACCCAAUGUAUGGUACUGGCGAUGUUGUACAGGCAUUCACUCGUGUAGGUGCCGUACUAGGGGUCACGUUCAUGCUAGGUACUAGCGUUGUAUCGGUAACAAAAGAUGAACAAAACAAAAUGACGACACUUCAACUUACAAACGGGAUGACCAUAAACACCAAAAUGAUAAUCAUGGAUGACAAGGUUACCGCAGGACCUGCCGGUAUCACAACAGAUUCAAUGAAGGAAACAAAAAAUACAGAGCAACAUAAAAGGCGAUUACACGUUCUCACACUGGUGAUAGAUCAACCCAUACUACCAGGACUAAAUAUGGCCGUAAUAGUUCCUCAAAGUAAUUUACAAAAUGGGAUGUCGCUUGAAAUGGAACCUGUAUACCUCAUCCAAGCUGGCGCCGAUAUAGGAGCUGCGGCGGAAAACAAGUACGUGUUCUAUAUCAUGACAAUAGAUGUCACACCGAUGGCAAGAUUCGACUCAUUCGCUCAAUGCGAUCACCCAACGGUACGACGGUUGAUGCAAAUAUACAAUACUAUGGCCGAGCAAGAGACCAACGAGAGCCUUAAAAUGCACAGAGGGUGGCUUGCAGAUGAUCACGUUCAAGAAAUAAGAGACGGAAACGGUAUAGUGAUUCUACCCAGGGUCAAAGCGACACCUGUUGUACCCUUGGUAGAAGAAAUUCCAGUAGCUUUGACGGUUGUCAAUGCUCUGUUAGGGAAGGAGGACGUGCAUAUCACGCCAUAUUAUAACGCUGAUCUCACAGAUUACCUACAUAUCGUUAGAUCAGAGGAUUCAGAAGACAAUGCCAUGGACGCGACUGCCGAAAAGUUGCAGUCGAUCAUAGACAAGUAUGGGUAA
Messenger RNA from Babesia sp. Xinjiang, 1845 nucleotides. RefSeq names its product Rab proteins geranylgeranyltransferase component A. Gene Ontology annotation, molecular function: GDP-dissociation inhibitor activity. Lineage: Eukaryota; Apicomplexa; Aconoidasida; Piroplasmida; Babesiidae. Gene Ontology annotation, cellular component: cytoplasm; cytosol; Rab-protein geranylgeranyltransferase complex. The transcript has a single exon. The coding region runs from base 1 to 1845 and encodes 614 amino acids. Gene Ontology annotation, biological process: vesicle-mediated transport; small GTPase-mediated signal transduction; protein geranylgeranylation. The record is from RefSeq and is a predicted model, not a curated record.